GCUGGGGGUGGGGAAGGGACGGCCGGCUACGGCCGGGGCCGCGACGAUGACUCUGGAGUCCAUGAUGGCGUGUUGCCUGAGCGACGAGGUGAAGGAAUCUAAACGCAUCAACGCCGAGAUCGAGAAGCAGCUGCGGCGGGACAAGCGCGACGCCCGGCGCGAGCUCAAGCUGCUGCUGCUCGGCACCGGUGAGAGCGGGAAGAGCACCUUCAUCAAGCAGAUGCGCAUCAUCCACGGCGCCGGCUACUCGGAGGAGGACAAGCGCGGCUUCACCAAGCUGGUCUACCAGAACAUCUUCACUGCCAUGCAGGCCAUGAUCCGUGCCAUGGAGACGCUCAAGAUCCUCUACAAGUACGAGCAGAACAAGGCCAAUGCCCUCCUGAUCCGGGAGGUGGACGUGGAGAAGGUGACGACAUUUGAGCACCAGUAUGUGAAUGCCAUCAAGACACUGUGGAAUGAUCCCGGCAUUCAGGAGUGCUAUGACCGCCGGCGCGAGUUCCAGCUGUCUGACUCGGCCAAGUAUUACCUGACUGACGUGGACCGCAUUGCCACAGUGGGCUACCUACCCACCCAGCAGGAUGUUCUGAGGGUGCGUGUGCCUACCACAGGCAUCAUCGAAUACCCCUUCGACCUGGAGAACAUCAUCUUCAGGAUGGUGGACGUGGGCGGACAAAGGUCUGAGCGCCGGAAGUGGAUCCAUUGCUUUGAGAAUGUGACGUCUAUCAUGUUCCUCGUGGCACUCAGUGAAUACGACCAGGUCCUGGUGGAGUCAGACAAUGAGAACCGUAUGGAGGAGAGCAAGGCGCUCUUCCGGACCAUUAUCACCUAUCCAUGGUUCCAGAGCUCCUCAGUCAUCCUCUUUCUCAACAAGAAAGACCUGCUGGAGGACAAGGUCCUGCACUCACACCUGGUGGACUACUUCCCAGAGUUUGAUGGCCCCCAGCGGGACGCACAGGCGGCUCGGGAAUUCAUUCUGAAGAUGUUUGUGGACCUGAACCCCGACAGUGACAAGAUCAUCUACUCCCACUUCACAUGUGCCACAGACACAGAGAACAUCCGCUUUGUGUUUGCAGCCGUCAAAGACACCAUUCUGCAGCUGAAUCUGAAGGAAUACAACUUGGUGUGAGCACCACCGCCUCCCUCACUUCCCUCCUUCUCACCUCUCCUCAAGGGCAAGGGCGGCCUCUUUCUGGCCUGGACUUGUGGCUUGAGUUUUUUUCUAGAAAAAGAAAAACCAAAAAAAAAAAACAAAAACAAAAAAAACCCCAAAUAAACAAAACCCCAAGGCAGACACAUGGACACCAGUGUGCCCCAGGCCCUAUGGGAGCCCAGCCCUGUGGCCAGCACAGUGGGGGCUGUGGCACCCAAGGCCUUGCGGCAAGCCCAGUCUAUCACUCCUUGGUGCCCUGCGUUCAAAUCCUCCUCCAUCAGGAAGGCCUGGAGGCUUGGGGCUGCCUACUUGCCAUUUUCUAAGUUAUUGAUGUCCAUACAUCCAUGUCCUCCUAGCCCACGCUGUCUGCUCCCUGGACACCAAGAAGUGGGAGUGGGCAGCACCCCGUGCCCACCCUGGGAAGUGCCUAACCACAUAUAUAUAUAUACACACACAUAUAUAUAUUUUUUCUUUUUAAAGAGAAAAAUAAGCUCUCCUGGUUCAGCAGACGGAGGUCCCUCUAUGUCCGCUUGCCAGGGGCAGGCCAGGCUAGAGCUGGGGAGAUCCUGAGGGGAUCCCAGUAUGCUGUCCCUGACCAUCUGGCUUGGAAAGUCUGUGGGGACUGUGGGGAGUUGGGGCAGCUGGAGGGGAUGGGCCCCAUCCAGCUAGGUGUGGCCUUGUGGACAGGGCGGCAACUUUGGGAUUACUUGAGUUCUUGUUUUCGGGUGGGGCGGGGACGUCUUCCCAGUGUACUCAGGUCUGUCCCCAGAAGCAGAAGUGGGGAUGCUGCCGGUAGCUCUACCCAUGACCCAUCCCAAGCUCUUGUCCCUGCUCUGAGCCCUUAGGCGAGAGCCCCCACUGGGACUUCCCAAGGCAAGGAGACAGCGCGCGGAAGGUGGUGGCCGCUGGUCCUGAGGGGGCUGUCCCUCACGCACACUACAGUGUUCUGUUCUGUUCUGUCAGAUUCUCUUUGUAUUUGUAUGUGGGUCCCAGGUCAGGAUGGCAGGUAAUGCCUUCCUCCCACCAGCUGUGCUAGGACCCUGGGCCUCAAACAAGUUCCAGGAGCAUCCACUCAUAUGUGGGCCAGCCUGAGGACCAGCCACAUUGUCCCCCUGCUCCCUGGAGAAAGAAAUGGGGCGUGUGGCCAUGGUGGCCCACAGGGUCAGGACAGGCAGUAUGGUGGGACAGCUACAUUCCUGACCACUGGCCUGUGUCGUCUCCCCUGGGUCCUCACACCAGGGUCUCAUGUCUGUGCCACAGUGGGGCAAGGCCUACCAUGUGCCAGUUAUUGUAUUGCCCACCCAACAGCUACGUGGCCAUUACCUGCCCCAGGAGCCUGGGGCCCUGCAGGUGGCCCAGGCGGGGCCCCUCAGUCUAGACCAGGGGUCAUGAGCCAGCCAAGUGUUAGCCCUGCUCAGGGCCGUGUACCAAGUAUCCAGGCUGCCAUGGCCAUAGCCAAAGCCCUAGAGGACAGUGUUUGGUUUGCCUGAGUGGCUGGCAGAGGGGCCGGUUCAGGGGAACCAGACAGGGCCCUCAUGUCUGUGCCAGUCGGUUUGGGACAGAGUCCCAGCCCUGCCAUGUCCACUCUUGCCCUGCCACAGGUAGCCUGGCUAUGGGGGUCCCUGCUCCGUGGAGUUCUCCAUGUGUGUCAUGAGUGCCAAGCACCCUCCAUCAUCAUGGGGGUGACCUGACCACCCUUGUAUAUUACACAGCCCUGAUUUCCGCCUAUUUAAGAGAACACUAUGUGCUGUUUUUAAAACCUCUGGCCUUUGCAUGUAUGUGUGGUGGAGGGGAGAGUGGGUCGGGCACACGGCCCCAUGCCAACCUCCCACAGCCCAGGAGGGACAGGUGCCAGGGUCUGUGUGGCAGGUCACAGCCCUCACCCCCCAAUCCAGAGAUUGAAUUGAAAUUGACUUUUCAUAUCUUUCUUCUGAAAUGAAUUCUGUUUUAAAUCAGAAUAAAUUUUGUUCCUAAA
Molecule: messenger RNA, 3125 nt
Organism: Jaculus jaculus (lesser Egyptian jerboa)
Lineage: Eukaryota; Metazoa; Chordata; Mammalia; Rodentia; Dipodidae
Gene: Gna11
Product: G protein subunit alpha 11
Exons: 7
Coding region: 47-1126 (359 amino acids)
Biological process (GO): action potential; adenylate cyclase-modulating G protein-coupled receptor signaling pathway; phospholipase C-activating dopamine receptor signaling pathway
Cellular component (GO): heterotrimeric G-protein complex
Molecular function (GO): G protein-coupled receptor binding; GTPase activity; G-protein beta/gamma-subunit complex binding
Source: RefSeq, a predicted model, not a curated record